AUGUCCGAGCUAAGUAAGUGCUUCUAUCAAGUGACGGCGGGCCGUUCCUGUCACGAUCUGUGUCAUCCCGAGUAUGCUACCUGCUGGCAAUCGUUCGUGGGCAUUACGAAAACUUUACUGCCCGGUAGCUACAAGCUAUAUCUGACACUGCUGGUGAUCCCGCCGCUAGUAAAAGGCGGUGGCUACACAGCGGAAUAUUGGCGCAAUCAUAUCCUCGGCUACGCAUCGAUUUCGUUUAAAACCUACAUUCAAGCUAUCAGUGGUCUGACGCUACAAUGUUUGCUCUACAAACUAUUUGGCAAGCUACACUACUACUGUCUGAUGGGUGUACCAGGCUUUGUAAGUGCAGCGCUCGUACCAAAGCUACCGAGAGUACAUUUACGCCUCCAGGGCAUUACCUACUUCAACAUGAUGCUGGAAGUGAUGAUCAAAAAGAGUAGGCUCGAGAUACUGCAGAAACUGCGCCAAUCGAAACUUUGGGCAACCUUCUGCUUCAUGGUGUUCAGUGCGAAGAUUAUGGAUGUGUUGCGUCUGGGCACCGUUAACCAAUUCUGGCUCAUGUAUCCAGCAUCAUCCGACCGGGAGAAGCAGGAAAACACACCUCAGAGAAAGAUAUCUACACCCUGCCUUCAUGAUGGUCUGUCCUGUCGAUCGUACAUUUUUGAUGGUAUCUGGAAGUACGCCCUUGCUGGUUUUACCAUCGAAGCCGCACGUGGACUAAUCUCCAAGGGUUCGCUGAUAUACGGGACGCCAGCAAGAUUUUUCGAGGAACUGCGGAAGACGAUCGGUUUAGCGCUACCACUCUUUCUGGCGACCUACGUCGGAAGCUUUCGAGGUGUUAGCUGCUGGUUGGCGAAUCAUACCGGACGGGAGCGUCCCGGACAUGCUCGAAUAGCGGGACUGCUCAGUGGUAUCAGCUACCUAAUCUACCCGAAGUAUCAGAUAUUCACCCUUGGGUUUACCAAAUUUCUCGAGAUGGCUUGGGAGCAUCAUCUCAACACGGUCAAAGAAAAGACCCGCUGGUUGGAGUUCUUACAGCGCAUACCCUAUCUUCGACUAGUCCACAUGAUUUCGAUCGGUUACAUGUACCACGCGCUCGUUUUCCAUUCGCACCUCUCGCCACCAUUUAACUCGAAAUGCGUUAACUACUGUUCCGACUUCCGUGUGGAGCGUAUCAAGCGCCGGCUCGUCUCCUGGACGCUCGAACAUUCGUGGGGUGGUGCUCGCUGA
Molecule: messenger RNA, 1230 nt
Organism: Anopheles maculipalpis
Lineage: Eukaryota; Metazoa; Arthropoda; Insecta; Diptera; Culicidae
Exons: 5
Coding region: 1-1230 (409 amino acids)
Source: RefSeq, a predicted model, not a curated record